CAGUCAGAAGAGUCAUUUCUUGGAGACUGACUGGAAAACGCCUAUGUUGUCUGCGAAGUUCCAGAGCCGUGUCAGUCGCUGUUCAAGCGUGGCUGACAGCGGGGAUGGGGGCAUUGGGACCUCCUGCUCAGACAGCACAGAAGGUGAUGCUCAGCAUGGCAUCACACAGUAACAGCCAAAUACUUUUAAGUUUUUGUACAAGACUGACAAGCAUUAAAUAGCUUGAUGUUAUUGAACCUUAGAAUAUAAAACUUGGGGAGAGCAGAAUCUGUAAUGAUGUUUGGAGACUAUUUCUGAACCAGUGCCUCAGUAAACAGAUAUGCUGCCAAAAAGAUAACAGCGAAGGGACUUGCUGUUUCUCUAAGCUAGUUAUCUUGUAACUGUAAUAACCAUUUUUACCUGACUAAAAAAGCCACUUUGGUGAUUUUCUGGUUCAUAGUGACCUACAGGUGAUUUAUCAGCAAGUCUGUUGCAUGAUUUUUUUUUUUUAAAGAAAUAAUUUAUAGGUGUUUCUAGAGACUUCAGGUCAGCGUGUUUUCAUCCGUGCUUUCAUCCAUGAAAGUGACAUAAACCACUAUUGAUUCACUGAUUCUUCUUUCAGCAGCGAGGACGUUUGUGGUGUUCUUUAAAACAACGCACUACACGUGUUCAUGUGUUUCCCAAGCUGCCCUGAGCCUUCUGAAUGAACUAUAGAUCUUAAUAAUGUACUUUUGCAAUUCCAGUAACGGUUCCUCAUUCCAGCCCAUCAAAACCCAAGUGACCAUCCCAACAGCCCAUGUUAUGCCUUCUACAUUGGGUGCCUCACCCUCCAAGCUGUGCUCUGCAGGAGACCAGAGCUGUUCGCAGAGUACUUCAAAAACUGCUAUGCCAGGAUCUGUUUCUGAACAUGCAGGGCUCAUGAGAAAUGGAGACGUUAAUGCCGGGAAGUCUUCUCAGGUGCCACCCAGGGAUCUCUUGCGUCUCUACAGGACUUCAGGGGAAAAUGGUUUUGAGCAAUCCUGGCAUCCUGUUUCUGAUCACAUGAGAACAGAAGAUACUUGGAAGUUUGACACCCCCACCAUUGAGCGCACCUUUAACCAGUCUCUCUUUCUGGAUAGUUUGUGUGCUGACCCUCUCCACAGGCUCCAGAAGUUCAAUCCAAACUCUGGGACAGCUGAGGCAGGAAAGAACCAUUAUAAGGUGCUGCCAGAGAGUAAGCAAGCGGCAGGGGCUAACGGAGCCUGUGAGCCCCAGGAUGGAACGUGGCCGAGCGGGAGCAGACUGAUGCCAACGGGACUCCAGGCCAACAGUUUCUUUUCGAAACCUAUAGCUUCUUCAUCUCGAGCAUGGAUGCAAGAAGCCUGCUCGCUACAUCCGCAUGAGAGGGUCUGCGAGCUCAGUGCUUGGAAAGAACAGCUGGAGAAAGUGCGAUUGCAAAUAGAGCAAAUGCAGUUACAAAAUGGAGGUGCCUGCCACCAUCCCUCGAUGUAUUCUCCUUCGCUGCCUACACCUGAUCCAGCCCAGUGGAUCAAUAUCCUGAACUCCAAUGAAAACCUCCUCAAGGAGAAAGAGCUUCUCAUUGACAGACAAAGACAACACAUAUCCCAGUUGGAGCAGAAAGUUCGGGAAAGUGAACUGCAGGUUCACAGUGCCCUGCUUGGCUGUCCAGCACCCUACGGAGAUGUCUACAUGUUGAGAAUGCAGGAGCUGCAGCGGGAGAACACGUUUCUUCGAGCACAGUUCACAGAGAAGACUGAAUCCCUCAGUAAGGAAAAGAUCGAGUUGGAAAAAAAACUGGCUGCUGCAGAGGUGGAUGCAAAGCUGAUCCGGGAGUCACUGAAGGAAACGAUGCAGAAACAUGCAGAGGAAUUAAAGAAACAGGAAGAAAGGGUAAAGGGAAGAGACAAACACAUUAAUAACCUUAAAAAGAAAUGCCAGAAGGAAUCUGAACAAAACAGAGAGAGACAACAGAGAAUCGAGACCCUGGAACGAUACCUGGCUGAUCUGCCAACCCUUGAGGACCACCAGAAACAGAGCCAGAAGCUGAAGGAAUCUGAACUGAAGAGUGCUGCUAUGCAGGAAACAGUGCUGGCACUGGAAACAGAGCUUGGAGAUGUCCGGGCUGCUUUCAGGGAGCAAGAGAUGCAGCUAGAAACCCAAAAACACAAGGAGCUGGAGCUUCUUUCCACUGUGCGCAGCCUGCAGGACAAGGUGCAGCAGUGUGUAAAGAAUGCAGAGAGAGGACCCCCUGCACAGGAUGGGGAGAGACAGAAAACAGAAAAUGACUCUCUGAAGAAAGAAUGCGACUCCCUCAGGAAGAUUGUGGACAAGCAGCAGAAGAAGAUGGAGCAGUUGUCCUUGCAAGUGAAGAACCUGGAAGAACAGGUGGCCCAGGAAGAGGGGACAAGCCAAGCUCUGAAAGAGGAGGCGAUGAGAAGAGAAAAUGCACUGCAGCAGCUCCGGACCGCUGUGAAAGAGCUUUCAGUGCAGAACCAGGAUCUCAUUGAGAAGAACCUGACCCUUCAGGAACGACUCCGGCAGGCAGAGCUAACAACCCAGCCGCUGCCCGCGGAGACAGCCCGCCUCGCCCAGGAGUUGCAUAGCGAGCUGGCCAGCUGUCUGCAGGAUUUGCAGUCUGUCUACAGCAUUGUCACUCAGAGGGCUCAGGGCAAGGAUCCCAACCUCUCUCUGCUCCUGGGCAUUCGUUCUGUGCAGUACUGUGCUAAGGAGAAGGACAACUUGCUAAGCCCUGAUGGACUUGCAAAGAAACUGGUGGAGGUAAAACAGCUUCAUAAAGAGGUGGAGGACUUAAGGACAGCAAUAUCUGACAGAUAUGCUCAGGACAUGGGAGACAACUGCAUCACCCAGUAAAGAAAGCUUCCCAAAGUAAGACAGGAAACGAAGACUUGAAACCCUCAGGAGACUAGAGCUCCUACAACUCAAAACCUAUUCAGCACUUUACCAUCCCUUUGCUUGGGUACAAGAAGUGUGACUUAUCCAAUCCAUGAGGAAUCAGGGGUUUGUUGACGGAAGCGUUUAGCUGCCGACUGGCUAACUGGAAUCGUUUGGGGCUUCGGUGUCAGGCUUUGCAGUAGCUUUGAUCUUGUGGAAUGUGUUUAUGCUGUGUUUGCUGGAGCUGGUGUGGUCUCUGAUGCUGGGAGGUGAAUUCUGAAUUGCCUUCCAGGCAUGUCAAAUGCUGAACAUGCAAAUGUGACAGUUAAAACCAUCACUAAAGGAAA
Grus americana (Whooping crane) is the source of this 3218-nucleotide messenger RNA. RefSeq names its product centrosomal protein 85 (gene CEP85). Gene Ontology annotation, cellular component: centrosome. The record is from RefSeq and is a predicted model, not a curated record. The coding region runs from base 703 to 2850 and encodes 715 amino acids. The transcript is spliced from 12 exons. Lineage: Eukaryota; Metazoa; Chordata; Aves; Gruiformes; Gruidae.